AUGUGUGCUACGCAAGACACGUCCUCUAAUCUCAACAGCCGUCUGGGAUCUGAAAUGGUUCAAGUCCUCGUUGGCAAAGAGCAGCGCGACUUCCAAAUGCACAAGAAGCUCCUCUGCACAACCAGCACAUUCUUCCGCGACCAUGUUGAAGCCGCCCAGAAAGAAAGCAACCGGACCGACUCCGAAUCCGAAGAUUCCGUUCUCUGGCUCCCUGAAGAGUCACCCGAAGUGUUCGAACUAUUCAUCGUCUGGCUUUAUGACCGGCGCGCCUUUCAAGCAUACGUCGACAGCGGCAUAGAAAAGGCCUCGAGAGACCGAGCGUCUCCCACCUCCUCCCCCAGCCGAUUAUCUCCUGCGCGACAAUCCCCGUUUCGAGUCGGAACUACCCGACAUGCGGAAACAUGCGGUGGUGACCGGCGCACCCUCCGUUGGAAUCUUGUUCGUCUGCAUCUCUUCGCCGAGAUAAUAGACCUCCCCGCUCUACAAGACGCCUCGAUGGACGCCCUACAGGAUAUGUACCUCCGCUGCGACUGGGAUAUGUCACCGGGGUUCAUAACCUUCCUGUACGGGGACUGUUCGCUCGACAACGCAGUCAGGUUGCGCAAAUGGGCCGUGGCGAUGUUGGCGUGGACGCUGCAUGGCGGAGAUGGUACGUCAAGUCAGUUUGAGAAGCUGUUUGCUGUGUUCCCGAAGCUUAAAGCGGACUAUGGCAUUCACUUCAACAAGAUGGCGGCGAGCAAGGCCGAUAUAAGAAUCAAGAACCCUCAGUUGAGGCUCCCGAUGAACAACCUGAGGAGCGAAGAGCGUUUCUUUGGGUUCAGACAAUGCUCGUUCCAUAGCCAUCGGUCGACGGUUGGGGAAGGGGUUUGUCCCCAUUUGGUUACAGGGCUGGAAGGGACAGAUGAGGGUAGGUCGACCAUAAUGGGCGACGAUAUCAUUUCUGAAGAAGAUGAAGAGGAGCUGGAGGGAGGAGAAGGGAGUUCGGAUAGCGAGAUCAUCACGCCUGUGUGCGACAUGGAAACUUCUUUUCUGGACCUCUCAUAG
Messenger RNA from Sordaria macrospora k-hell, 1044 nucleotides. RefSeq lists its product as uncharacterized. Lineage: Eukaryota; Fungi; Ascomycota; Sordariomycetes; Sordariales; Sordariaceae. The record is from RefSeq and is a predicted model, not a curated record. Gene Ontology annotation, molecular function: protein binding.